GUUCGAGAUUAUUCCCCACUUUUAUUUCCACCAAUAUUCGAUCAAUUCCUUUAUGGUUAUAUAAAUACUUUUCGACCAAAAUAUGUACAAACAAGCGCAUCGCUUGAAGAAGCGCAAACUUCAGAAUUAAUAGAGCCGGAUGAUGCGAUUACAAAAUUAUCGUUCGAUAUGCAGGCAACUGUGGGUAAAUUAUCAGAGAAGGCUGAAAUUAAUGGAAAACCAUUCGAUCAAUUACGUGGCCUUUUACUUAUCAUUGCAUUGAUCACUUCAAAUAUGCGUUCAUUAAAAUCAUUGACUAUAAAAUUUGAAGCUAUGAAAUUAUUGCAUAGGUACGUGCCGUGGGUUGAUAUAUCGGUUGUUGCAAAUCGUAUAUUGCCGUAUUUGGUUGAAAUGAUGUUCGAUUGCAUGGUUCAAAUGAAAUGUGAGGCCAUUUAUUCAUAUGGAUAA
Molecule: messenger RNA, 447 nt
Organism: Acanthocheilonema viteae
Lineage: Eukaryota; Metazoa; Nematoda; Chromadorea; Rhabditida; Onchocercidae
Source: the annotation of a GenBank genome assembly